AACAACCAAGAAGAGAAACAGCUGUUGGUGAGUGAGGGAGUUUUUGAAACGUACUCUCAUUCUCCUUCCUCAGCGCCUUAUCUCCUCUUCCAAUGUCCACCAUAGACGAAACAACAACAGCCCUAAUCUCAUGGCACAAAAUCCCAAACAUAAAAUGCGACGUCGUUUCUCUCAAUUCCCAUUCCCCUCUCCGUCAAAACGCUACUCUCACCUUCGCCACCGCAACCACCUCCGACACGAAAUUCGCCUGUGUUUCUGUUGCAGAAGCCAAAUUUCAUAACCAUUUUGCUCCUACGCCUUCUCAGCUUCUCAAACACCCGCUCGCUGCCUUGGCGUUUGUUCCUAAAGAUGCCGCUCUUUUCUCUGCCGGAGCCUUCGCUGGUGCCGCCGCUAAGACUUUCACUGCGCCGCUCGACCGUAUCAAACUCCUCAUGCAGACUCAUGGUGUGCGGGUCGGGCAAGACAGUGCUAAGAAAGCAAUAGGUUUCGUUGAGGCCAUUGCUGUUAUAGGGAAGAAAGAAGGGAUUAGAGGUUACUGGAAGGGAAACCUCCCGCAGGUGAUUCGGGUUAUACCUUAUAGUGCCGUCCAGCUUUUUGCUUACGAAUUUUAUAAGAAAUUAUUCAAGGGACAGGAUGGUGAACUUUCUGUUGUGGCAAGACUUUCAGCAGGUGCUUUUGCUGGCAUGACAUCCACUUUUAUAACUUACCCAUUAGAUGUUCUGAGAUUACGAUUAGCCGUUGAACCUGGUUGUCGAACCAUGUCAGAGGUUGCCUUGUGCAUGCUAAGGGAGGAAGGAUUUGCAUCUUUCUACAGAGGCCUUGGGCCUUCUCUUAUUGCAAUUGCUCCUUAUAUUGCAGUGAAUUUUUGUGUUUUUGACUUAUUAAAGAAGUCUUUGCCUGAGAAGUAUCAAAAGAGAACUGAAACAACUAUACUCACUGCUGUGCUUUCGGCAUCUCUAGCCACACUUACAUGCUAUCCUCUAGACACUGUCCGGCGACAAAUGCAAUUGAGGGGUACACCUUAUACGACAGUAUUAGAAGCUUUUACAGGUAUUGUGGCACGAGAUGGUGUUGCUGGUUUGUAUCGGGGAUUUGUACCCAAUGCUCUGAAAACCCUACCAAACAGCAGCAUCAAGCUUACCUCAUAUGACAUUGUGAAGCGCAUAAUUGCAGCUAGUGAGAAAGAAUUUCAAACAAUUACAGAGGAAAAUCGCAACAAACAAAACAACAUCAACAAACAAUGAAAGGGAACUCUGAAUUCUUCUUAUUUUACCCUUUUUUGCUCCUGAAUUUUUUUUUGGAAUCAAUACUCUGUGUAGAAGUGUUCAAUUUUUGUGGAAAUUGUGUGUAUAUUUGGAUUCAUGGUGAGCUUGACAGAAUCACAAUGAAUUACCGUGAUUUUACAAAAUCUACACUUUGGAGCUUCUACAAAAUCAUAUUAUCACCGUGAGUUUGUCAAAUUCACCAUGAUUCCAAAUAUUAUCUUCCAGCAGUAAUGACAAUCAUCCAGCUGCCAAUGUUUCUGUAUCAGUUGGCCAAGAAUUUUGUAGAAUAUAUAUUUAUGUUAGGUAGGCAUGAUGUAAUUUUCUUUUGAUGCAUUCGACAUUAUCAUUAGCUGUAAUUUUUCAGACAAGUUGUACUUAACCAUUUAUCUAACAUGGUGAUAUAUUAUGGAAAACUGUAUGCAUUUAAUAAA
This is a messenger RNA of Trifolium pratense (red clover), 1696 nucleotides long. Its product is annotated as probable envelope ADP,ATP carrier protein, chloroplastic. Gene Ontology annotation, biological process: transmembrane transport. Gene Ontology annotation, molecular function: ATP transmembrane transporter activity. The record is from RefSeq and is a predicted model, not a curated record. The transcript is spliced from 10 exons. Gene Ontology annotation, cellular component: thylakoid membrane. Lineage: Eukaryota; Viridiplantae; Streptophyta; Magnoliopsida; Fabales; Fabaceae. Bases 93 to 1244 code for a protein of 383 amino acids.